AUGAAAAAAUCGACAAUAAUAUGUUUUGAACGAGGUGGCUGUACUAGUAUAGACCUUUCCUAUCAUCUUUUGUUUUUGAAAUCUAGAACAGUGCCUGAUUUGAAAAUAUUAGCACCCUCUCUAAUCCCAGAUUUUGUUCUAAUUCAAUUUCUGGCUGAAAUCGCGCUCCAAAUUCUAGAACAAGCUAUCACCAUGGAAAUCUGGCAAGUUCCUCGUAUAAUGAACAGUCUUAUGAACGAAUACGUCCGUGAUAUGGACCGUAGCAUAACUCCUUACUGGAGAGAUGCUGAUCACUCAGUGCUCCAUGUUGCCAAUGAUGCUAAGGAGAUAGUCGACGAUGACAAGCACUUCGCUGUCUCUUUGGAUGUCUCGCAGUUCCGUCCUGAAGAGCUGAACGUGCAUUUGGAUGGUAGGGAGCUGUGUGUGGAAGGAAAGCAAGAACAUAAGGGUGACAACAGUUUCAUCCAUAGAUCUUUCGUCCGCAAGUGGACUCUUCCCGAAAAUGUCGACUUGGAAUCAGUUCAUACUCAACUAAGCCACGAAGGCCACCUUUGUGUCGAGGCACCGAAGCAAAAUGCUGAAAAACCCAACAGAAGGAACAUUCCUAUCAUGGCUGCACCAUCCUCGAAGAAGUAA
Molecule: messenger RNA, 636 nt
Organism: Cylicostephanus goldi
Lineage: Eukaryota; Metazoa; Nematoda; Chromadorea; Rhabditida; Strongylidae
Source: the annotation of a GenBank genome assembly